Molecule: messenger RNA, 771 nt
Organism: Schizosaccharomyces octosporus yFS286
Lineage: Eukaryota; Fungi; Ascomycota; Schizosaccharomycetes; Schizosaccharomycetales; Schizosaccharomycetaceae
Product: phosphoprotein phosphatase
Exons: 4
Coding region: 1-771 (256 amino acids)
Biological process (GO): dephosphorylation
Cellular component (GO): cytoplasm
Molecular function (GO): inositol diphosphate tetrakisphosphate diphosphatase activity; phosphatase activity
Source: RefSeq, a predicted model, not a curated record
AUGAAUAUUCUAUGUGAUAAACCUGUGAAAGACUGUUCUAAGAAGAAACUGAGCGCGGGAACUCCGAUGUCUACAUCCAGACCUUUAAAUUAUGAAUUUCUUACUGAAGAAGAUUGUAGACAACGUAAAGAGAGCAAAAACUGCGAGUUAAUUGGUUUCGAUGAAAUACCUGUGAGGUUGCUUGAAGGAACAGAAAUUCCAUCGUCAGUCUCAAUGUCUGGUCCAUCAGUUGUACCAGAAAACUUCGGUAUUGUUUAUCCAAACAUAAUAUUCCGUUCCUCGUGUCCCAGUCGGACAAAUUUUGCUUUCCUUGAAUCUUUAUUUAUCCGUACCAUUGUCUCGCUGCGUCAAGAAGAAUAUACUGAUCAAGAACUUGAAUAUAUGGCUACUAAAAAUAUAAAAUAUUAUCAUUUUGGAAUGCCCGGAAGCAAAUAUAGAAAACAGGACUCGGUAUCGAAAGAAGAAGGAAAUGAUUUGAUAGAUAUUGAUAUCUUAGUCAAGAAAUCGCUUUAUGUGAUAUUAAAUAAAGAAUUUUGGCCAGUGCUACUUCAUUGUAGCGGAGGCAAGCAUCGCACUGGAAUCGUGGUAGGCUCUCUUCGUGCACUAAUGGGUUGGUCUGUGCAAGACAGAAUAGACGAAUAUGUUUCUUAUUCGUAUCCAAAAGAACGUGAAGUAGAUAAAGAGUACAUCCGAGACUUUACUGGCGAUCCUACCCUUGUAACAUUAGCUGAUGAACUAAAAAAGAAUUUGCAAGCUAAUGGGAAUUUAUAA